AUGUCCAGGCGAGGUGGUCGCGGAGGUGGUAAGAGAGGUCCUGAUCUUUCUUGGGAGGAUGUUCAAGAAGUUCCAAGCGGACAAGCCACCCCCACCGAGAAAAAGAAACCCACACCCCGAUUUCCGAAACGUACCUUCAAUGUCCCACGACCGAUCAGUACAAAUGAACUUGCUGGUGUCAAGAGUUACCUGAGUUUUCGUGAUGCUGUUCAUAAGGGACCCUACUAUUCUGUGCUUCAGUCGAGCAAUUUGACCGAUGACAAAGGAAAAGUGCACAAGCGGGCUGGAUUUGAUCCCUUCAAUGACCAGGAAAAGUACACUGCAAAGUAUCAGAGGAAGAAGCAGACUGUCCCUGAUCUUAGUACGAGACAACAUCUCCUCCACACCUUCCCACAAGAACUCUGGUCGACUCUAGAUCCACAACGCAAAGACCCACUUUGGGCAACCGUCGAGAAUGCAGCGCUCCUUGAUGCACCACGGAAGAACUUGAAGCGCAGAAGAGAGGCCCUGCCGGAGGAUGACGAUGAUGGCCGAAACCCGGCAGGAUCAGACAACGAAGAUGGAAACGAUACAGACGCAUCGGAUCCUCUAUUGAGUGGCUCUCGCAGACCACGAAACUCAACCAAGGCCGCAAAAGAACGACGAGACGACCCAACUACGAAGAAAGCACGAGAAAAGAGUGGACUGGAUGCCGAAGACGAUUACCCCGAUGACGAAGGAAGAGACAAUGACGACUUGGACGAAGAGAGAGAUGGAGAAGACGAGCCUAUGGAUUCUGAAUUCGAGGAGUCGGACGAUGGCGGUGGAGAUGAUUACAAUGCUGAGCAGUAUUUCGAUACGGGCGAAAAUGACGAUGAUGACUUCGGUGGUGGUGGCGAUGAUGACGGAGGAACUUAUUGA
Messenger RNA from Exophiala bonariae, 900 nucleotides. RefSeq lists its product as uncharacterized. The transcript has 2 exons. Lineage: Eukaryota; Fungi; Ascomycota; Eurotiomycetes; Chaetothyriales; Herpotrichiellaceae. The record is from RefSeq and is a predicted model, not a curated record. Gene Ontology annotation, cellular component: RNA polymerase III complex. Gene Ontology annotation, biological process: transcription by RNA polymerase III. Bases 1 to 900 code for a protein of 299 amino acids.